GCAGUUAUCUCUUAUGCACGCAAGGCAUAGGACUUUUAUAGUUGCCACAGAUUUUCUUUCAGUCUGGCCGCUGCAACAAAAAUAAAUUUUUCUCGCACCUCUAAGUGGGUGUGGGGUGAUAAUGAGGGGGUGAUAUUAUUAUGUGUUUUGAGGAGAUCAAGAUCGUCACAUAUUUGGAGAUUGUGUCGUGUUUCCGAGGGUUUGCCGAUUGACUACGGCUAAGGCCACUGUUUGCCAAGACUCAUGAAGCUUGGUGGUAGCAUUUGAUUUUAUUGUAGAGAAACUAGAUCUUUGUUCCAGGCUUCUGGACGUAAUUGAGCAGGAUACUUCUUCGACAAUAGCUUUGUAUAUAACAUAAUAAUUGGCUUUGAUUGUAAAACUUCGGUCUAUUUGCAAAGAUGGUUAGAUUUUCAUGCUUCCAGGCUCACAUCCAUUCCCAUAAGUCUAAGAAAACAGUUCAUCUGUCUGCUGAAGCAAUGCAGAAGGCACUGGAAGACUCUUCUGAAAAUCAGUGCAUGAAGGAAUUCACUAAUUUGGCAGGAACCAGUCCAUCACAUUUACAGAUGCAAGGAGACACUCCCAAUACCAAUGUGAAUCCUGAUACUUGUGUCUCUUCUAUUGAGCGUGACUGGAAAUCUGAAGAAAUCAAGAGCAACGGUAGCAUUGAAAGUGAUAUUGGGAUUCAUAAGGGAGGACUUAUUAAAAAGAGUAUGUCUUUGGGAAGUGGCCUGGACUGGAAAGGGAGGGCAUCUUGUGGCGUUAACUGUGAGGAUGAGGCGUGUCAAGGAUUUUCUUGUGAUGGAUCUCAUGAUGGCAGUGGAUCAGUUGUUCCAGCUGGAGGCAACAAUCCUGGUAUAAACCUGCCCAAUCAGUUCCAAGAAGCUAUACCCUCUGAUUCUCUUCAAAUGGGUUCUGAUAUGUUCAAUAAUGAAUCAAUUUUUUCAAUUGGAGAUCCUCCACAUUCAGAAAAAGAAGGCCGAGAAAACUCUGAUGAACAGUUUUUAUGUGGCGAGUCUAGUGACCAUGCACCUCGUACACCACCUGUUAUUGUAAAAUCCAGAUCUGUUCCCAACAUUGGAUCCUAUGGUGAGCAUUCUUCUUAUGCAUCAUUUGCUCCUCGUUCUAGAUCUUCUGAGGAUUUGAAUGUUUUAGAUUCAAGGCAGAAAGAGAUGAUGGCCCAUGAGGUGGGACCACAGAGAAUACCGGAUGAGGACAGAGAUGAUUAUGCAUUAGACAAUGAGAAAAAUAAUUGUGAAAAUCCUGCUGAUGAUAGUUGUGAUAACUCUAAUUAUGAGGGUUUGUCAAAAGACUGGAUAGUACCUGUUAUGGAUGAGGCAAACACAGUUAAAAACAUUCAGGGAGAAUUUUCAGUUUGUGGGCGGGAUGGAUUGCCUAGCAAGGAUUUUAAAAUAAAGCGAAUUGAGGAUUGGGUUAUGGAUCUUCAGCACUGCAGCCCCUUGGAAGAAAAAAAUGAAUUGUCCACUUCUGCCGUUCAUCAGGAACUGAGAAGUGACACUGUCUUGGAUAGUCUAAUUACUGCAAGAUUCAAUAGUAAAGUCAAUCCAGGCAUGGAAGCUGCAAAAAAUUAUUUAUCUUCUUUGACUGCCACAACAACGACAGCUCAGCUGGCAAAUCAUGGGUUGGUUGUGAUCCCAUUUCUUAGCACUUUUGUAAGCUUAAGGGCACUUAAUUUAUCUGGAAAUGCCAUAGUGAGGAUUACUGCUGGUGCUCUCCCUCGAGGACUUCAUGUUCUGAAUAUCUCCAAAAACAACAUCUCCACCAUUGAAGGUUUGCGGGAACUUACGCGACUUCGUGUAUUAGACCUGAGCUACAAUCGAAUACUCAGAAUUGGACAUGGCUUAGCUUCUUGUUCCUCCCUGAAAGAACUAUACUUGGCUGGGAACAAAAUUAGUGAGGUCGAGGGUCUUCACCGGCUUCUAAAACUGCAUGUCUUGGAUUUGCGUUUCAACAAAAUCUCUACAGCCAAAUGUCUUGGCCAACUUGCAGCUAAUUACAAUUCUCUACAAGCUAUCAGCCUGGAAGGGAACCCAGCCCAGAAGAACGUAGGAGACGAACAACUAAAGAAAUAUCUGCAAGGCCUUCUUCCCCAUUUGGCUUACUUUAACAGGAAAUCUAUCAAACUAGGCACUCUAAAAGAUGCACCAGACCGGCCAGCUCGUUUAGGUACCACUGCCCACCAGAUUGAUCGUGGCCUUCGAUCAGAUCUCAAGACUACGAGGAAGGGAAGCCACGGUCUUGCUGGUCAUAAGGUAGCAUCUUCUUCGUCGAUUCAUGGUCGUAGAAAUCACGUGGUAGCAGCAGCCUCAUCAAAACCAUCAAGCAGCAGGCAUGUGCGCCAACCUCCUCCUAGUGGAACUAAGACGACAACACAACGGCAUCAUUUUAACGAUUUGGGCAGCAAACUUCUGAGCUUCAAAUCUGAUCACUCCGUUCGCAGGAGUCGCAGUGAGGGAACUUUAGCAGCUCUCUGAGAUGAUUUCAAAUGGUUUCUGUAUGAAUUUGGUUCAAAACUAUGUUUUUGCAUAUUUGCACUGUUAAAUUCUGAGUUUUAGAUUACAUGAUUGCAGUGGUUUUCCACAGUGCAAAACUCUAUCUGGUUCAAAAUGUUGAUAUGUUGAUUUCUGGGAUUGAAAGCAUGAAUAACAACCCUCUUCAAAUUGUUGAUGUUGCAGAGGUAAGAUUGCUUAUAUCUAACCUUCUCUUGACCUCGCAAUGAUGCGAG
Molecule: messenger RNA, 2743 nt
Organism: Ilex paraguariensis (yerba mate)
Lineage: Eukaryota; Viridiplantae; Streptophyta; Magnoliopsida; Aquifoliales; Aquifoliaceae
Source: the annotation of a GenBank genome assembly